UCCGCACCCAAGCCUUGCUAAGCCUUGCUGUUAGGGCGGCAUGAUCCUUCCUCCACUGCAGUUCUGGCGCAAAAUGGACCUUGGCAGGAAUCUCGAAUCUCGCGAUUUUUUGAGAUUCAUCAAGCUUCAACAAGCCGGUACACUCCAGACCACACGGAGUCACAAACACGAUGCCGCCUCGAAUACCCCUGCGGCUACCGCAGAUCAAGCCGUUCACUUCUCUCGAUUCCCCUUCGAUCUCUGCAACAUCAUCAAUUCCAUCCUUCCUCCUACCAUUCCUCCACAUUCAGACCAGAAAUGCCUCCAUCCUAAGCUCGCUGUCCGACCGACCGGGCGCAUACAAUCGCCGCGUUCGACGAGGACGAGGUCCUGCAUCUGGAAACGGUGGUAAAUCAGGUCGUGGUUCCGACGGUCAAAAACAACAUGGGAAAGUCCCCGCAGGUUUCAAUGGAGGUCAAACGCCAGAGCACAUCGUGCACGGCAAAUUUGGAUUCAAGAAUCUACACGCGACUGAAAUGGUCCCCGUCAACCUAAACAGGAUACAAGAAUGGAUCGAUCAGAAACGGCUGGACCCAAGUCGACCGAUCACACUACUCGAGCUCUACAGGUCGAAAGUAAUCGGCCAAUGUAAAGACGGCAUCAAGCUGCUUGCUGACGGAGCCGCUGAACUCAAGACACCCAUCCACAUCGUCGUCUCGAAAGCGUCACAAGCCGCCAUCGCGGCCAUUGAAGCACUCGGUGGUACCGUCACCACCAGAUUCUACACACAACAGGCUAUCCGCCGGGUGAAGAUGCAGCAGAUGCACCCUUUCAUCUCGCUACGUUGGGAUCCCGUAGCACUCAACAAGCCAGCCCUCGCCGUAGCCGGCGGAGAGUCGCUGAAGGAACGUGUCACGGCCAUGGGAUAUACAUAUCGUCUGCCGGACCCGACUUCUAGAAAGGAUAUCGAGUAUUACCGUGACGCCAAGAACCGAGGCUAUCUGAGCCAUACGGUCAAGGAGGGCGAAGGACCGAGCUUGUACUUCAAGCCGCCGGUGAGCGAGGAGGACUUGAAGCAAUUGAGGAGGCAGAGUGCGCAGAAGGGACGCAAUGCAAAGGUUAGAGAGGAGAAUAAGCUGUGGUAGAUCGUUUCCGCGCGGUAGCAGGGCGUUGAAGUGGAAUGUACAAUAUCGCUGGAAUUGAGUUCCCAGAUCUUAGC
Exophiala viscosa is the source of this 1198-nucleotide messenger RNA. Its product is annotated as 50S ribosomal protein L15. The record is from RefSeq and is a predicted model, not a curated record. Gene Ontology annotation, biological process: translation. The transcript has a single exon. Gene Ontology annotation, cellular component: ribosome; mitochondrial large ribosomal subunit. Bases 171 to 1124 code for a protein of 317 amino acids. Lineage: Eukaryota; Fungi; Ascomycota; Eurotiomycetes; Chaetothyriales; Herpotrichiellaceae. Gene Ontology annotation, molecular function: structural constituent of ribosome.